Molecule: messenger RNA, 3753 nt
Organism: Hemicordylus capensis (graceful crag lizard)
Lineage: Eukaryota; Metazoa; Chordata; Lepidosauria; Squamata; Cordylidae
Gene: TTF2
Product: transcription termination factor 2
Exons: 23
Coding region: 132-3662 (1176 amino acids)
Molecular function (GO): ATP-dependent chromatin remodeler activity; ATP binding; zinc ion binding
Source: RefSeq, a predicted model, not a curated record
GCCAAAGUUAGCUUGCAAGGAAACCGUAGAACUGAUUGCUUUGACAGUCUGGGCGUAGUUCGGCUGCUCUCCUUUCUGCUCAGAAGGCUUGUGGCGGAUUGAGAAACGAGACUGGCACUUAGUAGCUGACUAUGGAGAAGGUGCUGUGCACCGUGCACGGUUUCCCCUGCAUUUUGAAGACUGGUGUCCGGGAUGGACCCUGCAAAGGCAAAAGCUUUUACAUGUGCGGAGUCCAGGGCCAGGCAUCUUGUGGAUUUGUGCUCCCCACCGAGCUUUGCCCUUCCCACUGCUUGGUGCAUGAGGAAUAUGUAGUAGAGUUGCAAAUUUUGAUGCAGCAACAGGAGACAGAUGCAUACAGACUUUUCUAUCGAUGCAGUAAAGCUAAACUGGAAGGGAAGACGUGGUGUGGAAAUGUCCCAUGGAAGGAUUCAAAAAACACUGGACUGUCAACUAAUCCACAAACUCAGCACACUUUAGAGUUACUCUUUAAUCACAGAGAUCAGAGAAACCCAUUCAAAGUUCCGAGCAAGAAUCAUGAGCCAUUCUCUUUGAAACAAAUGAAUGAAAGUGAGAACAAAAGUUCAGAAAGAAAAGAUAAAAGAGGGACUUUGGGCUGUGAAAAAGGGGAUCUUCAGGAUUUCUCAUCUGAAUCUGAGAGGAAAGAGUUUCUAGCAGGAAUGAAGAUCAAGAACAAACAGUUUGAAGAAAAAAAUAAAAGUUCAUCUAAGAAAGGAAUAGAAACCCACACAAAAUCAAGCAAGCCUGCAACUGAAAUUGAAAAAAUAUUUUCUUCAGAUACAGAUGAAUGUGGCUCUAGCAAAAAGUAUGAGACAUUCUCUGGACACACAAAACAAGAUUCAUCAAUGAGAUUUAUUGAUGGUAUUGUGCAAAAAAAUGGAAGGCCAAAGGAAUCGCCAAGCUUUAGUAGCCAAAUAUUAAACACAAAGUCCCUUAAUGAGGAUCAGCUCAAAAAGGGAGGAUCUAAAACUGGCAGCGACAAAACCGUAACAGUGAAGACCUUAACAGUUGAGGCCGUAACAGUUGAGAAACCUGAACAGAAAAUUAUCAUGCCCAGAGAACUUGUAGUUGCUCAGGAAGGUGCAGCAUGCUCAACAUUGCCCCCUAAAGGAAAUCCGGAGGAACAGUUGGCACUGUUACAGACUAGUAAAGUUCCAGAAGAGAAAAACGAUACCCAUAAAAAUGUUCGUUGUGAUAAGCAUGAUGUACUUGAGCUUUCCAAAUUGCCUGUUGGGCUAGUAUUAGAUUCUCAGCAUGGAAAGAAUCACAGUCAGAAGAAUCAGUCUUCCAUCUCACAAGAAACAGCUUCUUUGCAGAAUGCAGAAACUGUAGAUUCCAAAGCUCUGCACAGCCAACUUUCAGCUCAGCUGAGGCAAAAAAAGAGCACUUUGAAAAUGGUGAAUGUGCAGGCCCUGCCAGAUAAAGGUGAGAGAUUACAAAAGCAGGUGCAGGAGCUGGAAGCUGUCCUUAGCUCUCUCAACCUGAAGACAGAAGAAAGUGCCCAGGAAGGAGAUGUGAGCAACAGAAGGCAUGAAGAGUUGCAGGACAAUACGUUCAGCAAGACUAUGAUAGACCUGCCAAGUACUGUGAUGGGUAAAAGGCCACAGCCACUCCAGGAGCAUCGUGCAGUGAACACCAUUGAGCACCAUCCUCCUCUGGGAUCUGCUCAGUAUUGCAGUAGCACUUACAAAGGGGAUUCCCAUACUCAAGCCCUCUAUGGUGGCCGGAUGACUGAAGAUCGUCUCAGAGCUGUAUAUAAUGCCACAAGUGAUGCAAUUAACCAGCUCCAUGAAUCCCUUGACUCCUGCCCCACAGAGGAGACAGUCGCUGAGGACCCACCUGGGCUGAAGGUCUCCCUGUUGCUGCACCAGAAGCAGGCACUUGCUUGGCUCUUAUGGCGGGAGAAUCAGAAACCGUGUGGAGGAAUUCUGGCGGAUGAUAUGGGCUUAGGAAAGACUUUGACAAUGAUUGCUCUUCUCCUGGCUCAGAAAUUGUUAGAGAAAGAGAAAGGAAAAGAGAAGAAACUAGAAAUUUGGAUGUCAAAACAAGAUCCAUCUGUUGUUGAUUCCCGCGGCACCCUCAUUGUCUGUCCUGCAUCUCUGAUCCAUCACUGGAAAAAGGAGGUGGAGAGGCAUGUAAGAAGUGGCAAGCUGAAAGUCUGCCUGUACCAUGGAGCCAACCGAAAUAAGAAUGCUGCCGUCCUCUCUGAAUAUGACAUUGUCGUCACUACCUAUAGCAUUCUAGCCAAGGAAAUUCCUACACAAAAAGAAGAAGCAGAAGUUGCUGCUGAAGAUCAUGAAGUACAGGAUAAGUCGGUUCCCUUCUCUCCCCUACUCUGGAUAAAGUGGGCUCGUAUUAUACUGGAUGAGGCCCACAACAUCAAAAACCCCAAAGUCCAGGCCUCAAUAGCUACCUGUAAACUAAGAGCUACUUCCAGGUGGGCUGUCACUGGGACCCCCAUUCAAAACAACCUCUUGGAUAUGUACAGUCUGCUCAGGUUCCUUCGCUGCUCUCCUUUUGAUGAAUUCAAGGUAUGGAAGAGCCAGGUGGAUAAUAAUACAAGAAAAGGAGGGGAGAGACUGACCAUUUUAACCAAGAGCCUCUUAUUGCGGCGAACAAAGAACCAGCUAGACUCCUCCGGCAAGCCUCUGGUAUCAUUGCCUCAACGUCUCACUCGAUUGCACAGAUUGAAACUUUCAGAUGAAGAACGGUCGGUGUAUGACGUGCUGUUCGCAAGAUCAAAGUCUACACUACAGUCCUAUCUCAAACGCCAGGAAACUCAAUCUACAGAGAACAGUGGGGACAACCCAUUCGACAAAGUAGCGCAGCAGUUCAGAGUUGGUCAACAGGGCUCCUUGGGAAAGGCUGACAAAGAUGCCCCUCCUGUCUCCACUACUGUGCACAUCUUGUCCCUGUUGCUGAGGCUCCGUCAGUGCUGCUGCCACCUUUCCUUACUGAAAGUGGCUCUGGACCAAGCUAACCUGAGCAGUGAAGGCAUCUCUCUCUCCCUGGAGGAGCAGCUCAGUGCUUUGACCUUGUCUGAACCUGAGAGCAGUGACACUCAGUCUAUGGUGUACCUUUUUGGGACAGCAUUCAGUGUGGAUCUCUUUGAAAGCACCAGACAGAGCACCAAGCUGUUGCAUCUCCUGGAAGAGCUAAAGACCAUCCAAGGUCUCUCCCAGAAAAGUGUCAUUGUUUCUCAAUGGACUAGCAUGUUGAAGGUUGUGGCCCUCCACCUUAAGAAGCUUGGCCUGAGAUAUGCCACAGUGGAUGGCUCUGUGAAUCCUAAGCAGAGGAUGGAUGUGGUUGAGGAAUUCAACAAUAAUCCUAAAGGACCUCAGGUGAUGUUAAUUUCACUCUUGGCUGGUGGCGUUGGCCUUAACCUGAUUGGAGGAAACCAUCUCUUCCUCUUUGACAUGCAUUGGAAUCCUGCAUUGGAAGACCAAGCCUGUGACCGCAUUUACCGUGUGGGGCAGCGAAACAAUGUCAUGAUCCACAGGUUUGUCUGUGAAGGAACAGUGGAAGAAAAUAUCUCCGAGCUGCAAGCCAAGAAAAAAGAGUUAGCCCAGAAAGUGCUGUCAGGAAGAGGAGACUCCUUCACAAAGCUCACCCUGGCAGACCUCAAGCUUCUUUUUGGCAUUUAACCAGGCUAGUUCCUUUAUAGACAGAAAUCGACAUGUGCCUUUUAAAAACUCAUCAUGCUAUAUUAAUAAAGUAUCUUAAGUCAAAUUAGAA